AGAGUUUCUGGAAAUUGUGAGGUUCUGCACAUCUCCAGGUGCUGAUCUUCAGGGCCUCUUGAGCUACCUCGAGUCCUUCUCAGGUAAAGAAAACAACACCUCAGUCACUCAGAUCUUCCUGGUGACAGCUGUUUCCAAGCCCUGUCUGAACAGCUCUGCUUUGACACAAGCUGAGGCACACAGGAUGUUAUUCCCUGCCUGGGGAGGGUCUCUGGAGAGGCAGCAGUUCUGCUCUGGAUCAGAGGCUGUUUCCUGCUUUCCCAUCCCAGCCUGCUGAUGUCUCACCAGAGGCUCCAGCUGCAGCAGGGCUGGGCUUUUGGUUGUACAACACCUCACCAAGGAGCCUGCUGGAGGAGCACUGGGAGCUUGGUUUUCCCUCCCUGAGUGCUUUGCCAUUGCAGACAGUCCCCGUUGGUAAGUCUGGGCUGAAACAGCUUCAGUCUAAAUUUCAGUCUUUGAAAAACAGAUCUGGGUUUUCAGCUUCCCUGGAGGCAGCUGUGAAGCUCUCUGCCUAGCAGAAACUGCCAAGAUGCAGAGGGGAAGAGGCAGAGUUGCCUCCUUUCCUUAAGGCAAAAGACACCAAUGUCUGUGUGCAGAGCUCCUGGAUUUAUCCAGGGCACCAGUUCCAGACCCAGCCUUCUGCUCUGGAAAUGAGGGCCCAGUGUGAAAAACAACAAAUACACCCCAGCAAAUGACUCCAGCACAAAGUGGGGGCUGUGGGUGCUGUGCUCCCAACUGACACCAGCACAGUGCAGCUGGACAGGCAGUCAGGAAAACUGGCAAUUUCCCCAGCAAACUCUGUCUCCCCUCUCCUGACAGACAAGAGGAUCUAUCGACUGCCAGUGUUCACAGAGGAGUUCUGCCAGGCCUUUGUGGAUGAGCUGGAGAACUUUGAGCAGUCAGAUAUGCCUAAGGGCAGGCCCAACACCAUGAACAACUAUGGGGUUCUGCUGAACGAGCUGGGCAUGGACGAGCCUUUCCUGACGCCGCUGCGGGAGCGGCUCCUGCCCGUCACGGCGCUGCUGUACCCGGAGCUGGGCGGGGCCUGCCUGGACAGCCACAAAGCUUUUGUGGUCAAGUACUCCCUGCACGAGGACCUGGACCUGAGCUCUCACUAUGACAACGCUGAAGUCACUUUGAACGUUUCCCUGGGAAAAGAAUUCACAGAAGGAAACUUGUACUUCGGGGAUUUCAACCAGGACCCCAGCCCCGUGCCGAGGUACAUCGAGGUGGAGCACGUGGGGGGCCGGGGGCUGCUGCACCGAGGGGGGCAGAUCCACGGGGCCCUGCCCAUCGCCUCGGGGCAGCGCUGGAACCUCAUCGUGUGGAUGAGGUCAUCGGCCAUCCGGAACCGGCUGUGCCCCAUGUGCCACAGGAAACCCCAGCUGGUGGAGGCUGAGGGCUUUGGGGAUGGCUUCACAGAGCCCCUGCAGGAGGAGGAGCCCCAGACCGUGGAUGUCUGUGCCUUGGGCUAGCAGCGGGGGUGAUUUACCCACAGCUCCUUUCUGCCCUCCCGGGCUCUGCUGGGUGCACGAGUCCUGCAAGGAGCAGCUCCCACCUUGGGAAGGGAUGCAAAGCCUGCCCUGCCAGGAUUCCAGCUGGAAGAGCUGGAACACGGCUCCUGAGGGCUGGAAGACUCUGUAAGACACAGAAACCCCAACUGUGAUUCCCUGCAGGAGCUCUGUCAACAUUUCCAAGUGCACAAGGAAAACACCCAAAGCUCCUUGGCCUCUCUGCCAGCAGCAGCACCCCAGGUCCCACUGGAAAUGGGGAAGAAUGGUACAGGAAACAAUUUCUCUGCUGUUCUUAGGGUCUCCUGUCCUCUAGCUUUGUGUUAAUGAAUGGCCAGGAAGGAUCUGCUCAGGAAUGAGAUCCAGGUGAUUAACAGCGAGCUGCUGGGAAUGGCAGGGAAUUAUCAUCACUGGAUGUUUGACUAACCCAGGCUGAGAAAAAUCCAGGAGCAACACAGGGAGCACUGAUCCCCCAAGGUGGCAGAGAGAUCUCCUGAGGCUUCUUGGGAGCAGAAACUUUCCUUUCAAAGGUUUUGUGAACCUUAUAUAAGCAGAGCCAGAGCUCUGGGAGCCACCUGCAGCACAGCAAAACUUCCCAGAGGAGGACAAGAUGUACAUUUAACUCCCUUUGCUUUAGUUACAUGGGCAAGUGAAAAUGUAAAAUAACUCUGCCUACCUGGAUGCAGCAGCAGACAAGGCCUGGGGCUUCUUAGUUUGGCACCAAGAUCCCCCAGGAACUGAUAGAUUAGAAGGAUCGAGUGCCUUCCCCGUCCUUCCUUCCAGCUGGCUGAAACAUGUGACUCUUACACCUACUAAACAAAUUAAAGAAGCCAAAUAUCGUUUGAUUUGAUGUCUGCAUUUGCCUCAGUGGAAAAUUAACUCGAUCUGUUCGAUAGAUGCUGCUGAAUUGAUAAGGGGCAAAAUUUUCCAUUUGCCUGUUCAGUGCAGUGAGUGCAGCACAUGGGUGCUCACAUCGGUAAUUGUGAGAGGCUGAAGGCGGGUGCAGCUCGCACUGAAGGUGUUUAUUGCGGCUCUCCCCGCGGACCCGCUGGGUUUUGGCUGGGACUGCCAUGAGCACGGAGGCUGCUGAGCUUCUCAUUAGCAAAGCUCAUUAAAAUUGCAGCGGGGGAAGGAAACCGGCGAUGUAUCUCAGCCAGGAGCCGCUAGUAACGAACGCAGAGCCGCAGCCUUGAUCUCGUUCUGGCGAACGUGAGCGCUCCCGAUCUGCCCAACUCCCCGCGGGCACGGAG
Messenger RNA from Ficedula albicollis (Collared flycatcher), 2761 nucleotides. It is a transcript of the gene OGFOD2, whose product is annotated as 2-oxoglutarate and iron dependent oxygenase domain containing 2. The coding region runs from base 906 to 1475 and encodes 189 amino acids. The transcript has 3 exons. The record is from RefSeq and is a predicted model, not a curated record. Lineage: Eukaryota; Metazoa; Chordata; Aves; Passeriformes; Muscicapidae.